Molecule: messenger RNA, 896 nt
Organism: Oncorhynchus keta (chum salmon)
Lineage: Eukaryota; Metazoa; Chordata; Actinopteri; Salmoniformes; Salmonidae
Product: zinc finger protein 436-like
Exons: 2
Coding region: 344-823 (159 amino acids)
Biological process (GO): regulation of transcription by RNA polymerase II
Molecular function (GO): DNA-binding transcription factor activity; RNA polymerase II cis-regulatory region sequence-specific DNA binding
Source: RefSeq, a predicted model, not a curated record
UGAGCUACAGGCAGUUAGAUUUGGGUAUGUCUUCUGCCUCGGGCUGAGCUACAGGCAGUUAGAUGAGGGUAUGUCUUCUGCCUCUGGGGCUGAGCUACAGGCAGGCAGUUAGAUGAGGGUAUGUCUUCUGGCGCAGAUUGAGAACAAAGGGAUGCAGCCAUAACAGGUUAAUGAGUAACAUGUUAAACAAUUAAGACCUAAUUCAGGACUUCAAGAACUCCAGUCUUGACUGUAUAAUGUCAGUUGCAAGCUACCGAUGUGGCUGACUAGCUGUUGUUGUUGAAGAAGACCUAAUUAAGACCUAAUUCAGGACUUAACUCCAGUCUUGACCGUAUAGGGGGAGAUGACUGUUAUAUCGAAAAAGCGAGAGGAGGAAACUGGAUAUCUGGGCCCCGUUUCCCAAAGUUAUCUUAAGGCGUCUAGGCAUGGUUCUACAGAUGAAGAUAGCCGUGAAAUGCUUUUGGGAAACCGGGGCCUGAAAAACACUAGAGAGAGACGUGACUAUAGUGGAUCCUCUGGGGAGCCUCAACAACAGCAUGAUGCUGAAGAGACAGAGGAGAGUCUCUCCACAUCAGAACACCUCAAACACCAGCGGAGACACACAGGGAAGAAACCUCACCGCUGCUCUGACUGUGGGAAGAGAUUCCCCUCUUCAGCUGACCUUAAAAGACAUCUGAGAAUCCACACGGGAGAGAAACCUAAUAGUUGUGAUCAAUGUGGGAAGAGUUUUAGUGUUACAAGCAGCCUGAAAGCACACCAGAGAAAACACACAGGAGAGAAACCUUACAGCUGUUAUCAGUGUGGGAAAAGUUACCUCAUCUAGCCACCUGACCAUACACCAGAAAACACACACAGGAGAGAAACCUUAUAGCUGUGAUCAAUGUGGGAAGAGUUUU